GAAUUUCGAAAUGACUUCCGACUGAAAAGGAGGUUUUUCCUGUUUGAGUCUUUUUUGUUCUUCGCAAAAACGAAGUGCAGUCUACAUUGAUAUCUACUGAUAAGGCGUUCGCCCGAUACAUAUGCUUCAAAAUUUUGCACCUUUGUGUAGCGUCUGGUGAACCUCACGGAGGAAAUGACUUGGCACGAAUGACGGUAACAUUAUUGCAGUUGUAAUGGACUUUGUUCCUGUAUUUCUUCGUUGGAAUAAUGGAAUAUUAUGAACCACAAAAUAUUCAGCUGAAUGGUUUUACGCCUAUCAAUCCAGACGAGAAUUUAACUGCAGGUCCAUCUGUCGACCGGUACGGUUUUGUCGGAGAUCACAAACAAGCCUCGUAAGUCUACCUGUGUUUAAUUUAUGUUAAUAUAGUUCAAAAUAACUUUCUGCAGUCGAAAGAGCUUACAUGGGUGGAACGUAAGGCUUGGUAAGUAUGUAAUAGCUCUUUUGUAUGGUGAUUUCUGUCAGUCGACUGCAAUCUUGUUAAACGUACGAAUAUUCAAAAUAAGUCAGGGCGCAUUUAGAGCAGGGGGGGGUGGGUAGGGACACAAUCGAAAUUAUACGGCUGCAAUAAAGAUUUUGUUAAUUAAAAUUAAGUUAGAUAACGGUGGGAGCUUUUUAAACCAAGACUGUGCCUUUUACAUAUUUGCCUAAGCUCUAAGCUAUGUUAGCAUGUAGAGUGGUAUGUUGCUUGCACUGAUGCAUUUUGUUUUUGCUUGGAAGUAUUAAGACAAUAGAGACAAUAGACCACAAAAUACCUUUGCAAGUUCAGAUAAAUUAGGUUUUUCUUUCUUUCUCUAAAGGUGAAGUAAUGCGAUAUUUUCAUCCAUUUGAAAGUAAUGUUCUUUUUCUGUUACAAAAAUGAAAACAUUAAACAUCAUAACUUACCCAGCCGAAAAAAUAACUCUUGCAUGCUAUGCAUGCCUAUUUUUUUGAAAGUUGGCAACCUAAAACCACAAAAUGGUCACCAAAAUAAGAUUUUGGCUGUCAUGAAGAAAGGUAAAAAAGGAAACAUGAAGAGGAGAUGGAAGUGCCAUAUUACAUAAUUUUUUAUGUGAUGUUUAUCCCACCUUUUCUUUCCAAAAUAGUGGCCAAAAAUAGAAUUCUAGCUGGCACAAUGAAAGAAAAGAUGUACCUUUAAAGAGAAUAUGGAAGUGCUUUGUUACAUAAUUUUUCAAUGUGAUGUGUAAUCCACCUUUUCUUUUUCAGAAACAGCAAAACUAGUUUACCCAUUGAAGUUAUAAGACAACGAGAGUUGAAAUGGGUGCACAUGUUUGAUGACUGGGAUAAAUGGAUGACCAAAAAGUCCUCAAAGGUCAGUUUGAACCGAGGGGAGUGCAAUUUGGUUUGAAAUAAUAUGCAUGAUUUCAAAAUAAAACACAUGCACAUUUGUGUAUUUGUUUUGAAAUUUCAAAUUUAAUUUCCAACAAGUCUCUUCACAAGACAUAAGAUUUUGAGAAAUUGUCAGGUUUUUUGGUUUUUUCAAGAAAAUGAUUAGGAGCAUGAAGCUGAGUGUACUUUGAUGUACUUUAUAAUCAUGCAACUAGGUGAAGGAAAGAUGCCGCAAAGGUAUUCCUUCGUCAGUUCGUGGGAGGGCUUGGCAGCACUUAUCAGGCAGUGCCGAUCUAAAGAAGAAAAAUGAAGGAAGGUUCCAAGUAUGUUGGAAGGCAACUGCCAUAUAUAUUUUAGUCUCACUAUUUUUUAAUUUAAAUGUUGCUUUCUAGUAAAACUUUAUAAGCCACCUUUUUGUAAUUAAAGAUGGCUUUGAAGCUUGUAGUGGCCAGAUGGUUAGUGUGCUGGACUCUGGGUAUAGAGGUUAUAGUUUAAGACCUUGCUUGGUCAUUGUGUUGUGUUCUUGGGCGAAACACUUAAAUUUAACAAUGCCUCUCUCCACUCAGGAGUAUAAAUGGAUACUUGCAAAUUAUCAGGGAAGCCUGAUGAAAUGCUAGGGGUGACCAUGUGAUGGACUGGCAUCCAAUUUAGGAGAGAGUAACAAUAUUUUAAGUUGCUUCAUGCCAUGGAAGCUGGGAUGAAGCCACUUAGCUUGAGUACAGACUUCACAUUUUAAUUUGAAGUUUGCAAUUGACAUACGACAUAGUUCACUUGGGGCUUAAGGCCAUAUCAUGGUUUUGGUAGCUUUCUUGUUAAGAAGGCAAAUGUGUCAGAAGGUAGAAGUGUUUACAUGAAACUCAUAUGUCAAAUAUCUUGUAAAAAUUUUGUAUUCAGAUAAAUGAAUGAGUUGCAAACUCUCAUAACUAACAAACAGCAUUCUUGCAGAAUCUUAUAUUUUUGUAUAUACAGGUAUUUGUUUGUAAAUUCUCUCUUACCAGUCCAGAUGGCUUCAAAAAAUUGGUCAUCAAUCACACCAUUUCUAUUUGUUAGGAUUAUUUGUAGGGCAGCACAGUGUAGAAAUCAUGCUAUCUUGCAAUAAAAGUUUGUUUAUGAAAUGGUCAAAUUAGAUAUGAGAAUUAAAAUAUUUUUACUUAUUCUAGGAACUAGUUAUGAAAGAAUCCUCACAAUGGCAGGAUGUGAUUACUAAAGAUCUAAGCAGAACCUUCCCAUUUCAUGAGAUGUUUUGUGAAAAGGAUGGGUUGGGGCAAAAGGAUUUAUUCGACAUCUUGAAAGCUUAUGCAGAAUAUGACACAGAGACAGGAUACUGUCAGGUAGAAUUAAUUAUCUUGUUUUUUUUUUCAACUUCCUGUGGUGAAAUUUAAGCAUGAUUUUUAAACCUGAUGAAUUAUUCAUCUGCUGUGUUUUGCACAGGCAAUGGCUCCAGUUGCAGCAGUGCUUUUAAUGCAUAUGACAGCAGAGGUGAGCCAUGAGUUUAAACAAUUCUGCAUUUAGUUACUAUAUUUAUAAAAUAGGUUAAGUAAAAAAUUGAGGCAGGAGUCUUGUGGGAAUUGUCUAACAAUCAAUUUUAUAGUUUCUUUAGUUGGUGAUCAUUUAAACUUUUGUUUACAUUUUGACCUAUGAAACUUAACCUCUCACCUCUACCCUACAGGAAGCCUUCUGGUGUUUGGUUAAAAUUUGUGAAAGCUACAUUCCUGGAUACUACAAGCCCAAAUUAGUAAGUCAAAACAAAUCACCUUAAAAUAUCAUCAAUUGGCUUUUGAGUUAAAGGCUUUCAGUGAAAAGGGAGACAUCCUAAGGAGCUAAUGAGAACUCAAAUUGAAAAUAAGCAAACUGCAUAAAGCACAUGAUAAGGUUUUCGAUCUACUUGAUCAAAAGGAGAGGGGAAGGGGGGUGUAAGUGUUCCAGACCUAUCACAAAGGAAAGUUAGGAAAAAUCAAUGCAAUCUAGGAUUACUUUCAGCUCCCAAUUGAAAUUGCUCCAACAACAUCUAAAUAGUUAUUUUCACUGAAAUGCAGGAAGCUGUUAAAUUGGACGGGGCCAUCUUUGGUGGUCUGUUGGAAAAAAUUGCACCUCAUAUUGCAAAACAUAUGGUAGGUAUUUUACAUUCAAUUUGUUAUAUUAAUGACAAUUUGUCACAUUCAAUAUUUUUAAGCAUGAAUUAUGUGUAGACCAGAAGUAAUGUGAGUAGGGGGAAAGAACUCAUCAUCUUUGGAUGUGACUUUGACCAAGUUCUAUUUGUUAAAAGAAUAGAAAAGCCAAAAAGAACAUGCCAAACUUCAGAAGAUACUGUGUUUGCUUUAUUUAUUGAUUGUGCUUAUUACAAAAUCCUAACCAUGCACACACAUUUCUUAUCUUUCAGGAAAAACACCACAUAGACCCUUUGAUGUACAUGACAGAAUGGUUUAUGUGUCUCCUGGCUAGGUGAGAGUCGUUAACUCUCAAGAUCUGAUUGUUCAUUCUCCCCUGUAGCUGCUACACAUUUCCUUGUAAAUUAGGUACAAGAAUUUGUUGUUAAGUCAAGAUAACAACCUCUACCUGAUAAGUUUGAGUUUUCCCAUUACCUGUUUGAUAGAUAAGAUAUGAGAAUUAUAGGGAGAAGUUGCAUGUUAAUCACCUCUGAAAGUUAAAAGGGAGUCUUCUUAGCCCAAGGUCUGUUCAAUCUAUAUUUGAAUUAUUUUCCAGGAACCUCCCGUUUGCCACUGUACUUCGAGUAUGGGACAUGUUUUUUUGUGAAGGUUUGUGUUCUUGAUCUCUGAGUUUUGUUUAGCUUGUUAGCUUUCUUUUGAAUUAACUGGUUUACAGAUCAGAUUGAUGAAGUGAGGGCCUUUGGCUAUAUGGUUUGAUUAUGUCCUUAUUGUCUCAUUUUGCUUGAUGAUAAGGGAGGUGGGCUCCAUAUCCAUGUUGGGAUGUGGAGUACUUUUAAUGCAGGAAUGUAUGCAUGUCAAUAAAUUUAGUAACAUAGAAUUCAAACAAACAGCUAAAACAAACUUAAUUUAAGGAGGGUAACACACAACUGUAAUUCAACUGAUAUAGUAGUGGCCCUCAAUCCUAAAAGUACAAUAAUUAGAAUUAAAAUGUAUUUGAGGAUAAUAAAACUGGUUGACAGGUCUAUAAGACUAUAAGCUAAAAACUAGAUAAAAUGAAAUAUGCCACUUGGGUCAGGUUAAAUCGCAUUUGGACUGAAAUGUUCUACUUCAUCAUAGCUUGUUAAAAAAUAUUUGUCAAGGGCCUCUCUGAAAGAAGCAACUGUUGUUGCCUUUGUCUUUUGGUUAAUGUGUAGUUGGUUCCACAAUCUUGUCGCAGAUAUGCUAAAGGUCCUCCCACCCUCGGUUUCAUGAUUGAAAUGAGGGUAGGCAAGAUUUAGUUUACUAUAACAAUCAGUUCAUGUGUGUAGGUCUGCUUUCACAAUUCUUUUUCAAUGGAAACAAGGGUGAAUUUCUCAGCUUAAUUGAUAUUUGGAUUGAAUAUGAAGUUGUCAUAGCUUGGCAUUUUUUUUCAUUAUUUAGUUAAGGUAGUCAAAUUUAAUUUGAGAAGAAUUAAAGUGAAAACUGUAUUCUAUUUUAUUCUUUCCUUAAGGAAUAAAAGUGCUCUUCAGAACUACUCUGGCAAUGAUGAAAUCAGCACUUACUCCUAGAGAUCUUCAGCGUUGUCCAGGGUAAGAUGAAAAACCAUGUUGCUGCAUGAUGCAAGGGGAGAUGAAAAGUGGAUGUUUCUGUGUUUUAUUGGCCAUUGAAAACUGAUUCAUGCAUAUAAUUUGUACAUAAUCUAAAUUGAAUCUAAGUUUAACACUGCAAUGCAAAAGAUCUUUUUUUGCAUAAAACAGAGCCUGCAAACAGGUUUCAUGAUAAAGAUGAGUAUUCAAAAUAAAGAUUUCAAAGCUAGUGUAGUGGUUAGUGUCCUUGUUGUCUGAUCUCUUUUGGUGAUCAGUAAAUAACUGUCAACAGGCUCUUUGAGACAAACCAAAGGCUCAGGAACUUACCAAAGAACUUAAUGCAAGAAGAUUCCCUGAUACCAGUGGUAAGGCAACUGAAAGACCAGUUAAUUUUGUACACCUGUAAUUUUACAAUCCUUUUUUUAACUUGGCAACUUACCUGCAAGUGAAGACACAAUGCAAAGAGUAUGAGGAGUAACUCUGAUAUAUUAACUGUUUUAAUUUAUUGUUUUGAUCAUUUUAGAUAAUAACUGGAAUUAGCAUUAUUGUUUACUUGGCAUCACCUCCAAUAUUUUACUUAAAAUGCUUUAAAAGAACCAAGAUCAGAAAUCACAUGUAAUUAAAAAGACUUAUUAAGCCACAGUUACACCACUCAUACACAAAGCUAAAGGAGCUUGGUUGUCCUGUGCUGUGACCAAGUUGCAAUUGGGUUUAGUCUUGAAUCUGAUUGGUUGUUAAUGUGGUGCAAAUUUUCUGGACCAAUCAUAAAGCAAAUAAAAGCAAAUCAAAAGCAGUUUCUUUUCACAUUCAAUUGGGAAUUGCUCUGACUAGACAAACACCAAAAUAAAGCAAAAGGGAACCAGGAUGAUUGAGGAUGGAUGGAAAAGACUGACAUGGUAUACAAACAACCUAGUACUUAACCCUUUAACUCCCAGAAGUGAUUAACAUGUAACCUCUCCCCACAAUAUCCAUACCUUAUCCAGCAAAGAGAUAAUGAGAAUACUCAAACUUAUCAGGUAGAGGUUGCUGUCUUGAUCUAACACCAAAUAUUUCAGGAGAUAAAGGGUUAACACUAGGCCAAAAUCUAAUGCAUACUUUUUAACUUUUUACCAGUCUCUUAGUUUGAAGCUCACCAAGAAAGACCUUCAGAGGGAACAUGCACAUCAGGCAUCUAAAGGACCAAAAUGAUGCCACGCGAUAAAAGAAGAAAAUUUAUGAGUUGUAAAUUCAUUUUUGAUCAGUACAGGGAGGUACUAAGUUCACACUUACCCUGCUAUGAUUAUUUGACUUAAACAAGAAAAGAAAUUUUCAUAUGUUAAAUAUUUUUAACAGGUAUUUACAAAGAAUAGGGAACACAUUGAAUGUAAUCCCCUACCUUUGUAGCCACCAGCAAACAACGCAAAAUUUCCCAAACCUUGACAUAAACAUCAACAACAGUAGCAUACAUUGUACACUACCUGUCCACUUUCACAAUUCUAUCUACAAAUACUUUUCAUUCAAAUAAUUCAUUCUUGUGUUUUUCAAGUUACCUUGUUCCUAUGAAUAGCAAAGUUCCAUUUUCCUGCAUAGACACCUCAUACAACCCACAUUUCCUCUAUUCAAUCAGAAACAUCUGCUUAAAAACUGUUUACAGAGCCCAGUUUACAACAUCAACUCAGUUGAUAAAAUCAAAUUAACUGUAUAUAUCCCCAACCUCCCCCACCCCUCACCGAUGAGACUUACCCCAUUUAGUUUUGGGUUGUCAUGUUAAUGUUUGUGAGUAUUUUUCAGUAGUUUUGAAUUUCUUUUUGGUUCAGCUGCCAUACCCAGGGUUCAGAGAAUAAUGGAAAAAAGAAAACUUAUUUCAAAUUAUUCACUGAGUUGUCUUCAGGACAAGUGGUGAUUACCACUUUCCAGUUUUGUGAAGUGGUAUCUUAAACCAAGUUCGUUCAAUGUGCAGUGUUUGUCCACAUUUAAUGCUCUAUUCUUAAAACCAACAUCAGGGAUUGUUUGAUGAGUUAGGGAUAACUUCAUAAAAUUUUAGAAAUGUGAUCUAUUUAUUUUGUGGCCAAAGAGGAUUACCUUUGUCAUUAAUUUUCUAUCAUUGUGCUUUCUCAAAAAUUAAAUUAGUAUUUUUCAUCUUUUUUAAUGUACAGUGCUGUAAAUGAAUAUUUUGCAGCAAAUGUUGUUGUUCUUGAGCCUCCAUUUUCAUAAACUGCGAGCAGGCCAUCAUUAUUAGUGCAGCAGGAUGCUGGUGUCUUAGCCCACAGGAAGAUUUGAGACAAGUUGGUAAGGGGUUUGCCAAGGCCUCUUGCUGGUUUUUGUUUCUCACAGCUUUUUAUUUCUGUGGGUAAAGUAACACUCAUGCUGAAGCCUGAAGGGCAGGCCAUCAUUUUUACUCUUCUGCUUGUUAUUUCUGUGGGUAAAGUAACACUCAUGCUGAAGCCUGAAGGGCAGGCCAUCAUUUUUACUCUUCUACUGCAAGUUAGCUCCAUAAUCCUCUUUGGUUAACAGUAUUUAUUGAUUAUUCAUAAAUUAAGGUCAUAUGUCUUACUUUAGGUCGAAUGAAAAAUGUGUAAGAAAAUAUGGUAGACAGUUGUUGCUUAAUUGUUCCCACUUAUUUGGAGUAUGAUGUGACAGCAUUUAUAAAGGUCUGUAAUGACUCAGUGUAACAUUAUUUUGAAGUACAGAAAAAAUUUAACAAACCGGUUCCAUAUUGCCGUCUGUUCAGUAGUAGAUCACAGAUGACGUCAAAAUGUGGUAAGUACACAAACAUAGCACAUAAGUCACAGGCAAGUGUGUCACUGAUGUACUCACCACAUUCUGACAUCUUCUGUGUUCUGUUACUGUACAGACCCACAGCAACAUGUAAAUUUUUUUAUCCUAGAUAUGAUAAAACAGCAAAAUGUUGUUAAUGGCAACAUCAUAUUUGGGUCUGUCCUUCAAUAGAUCAUAAGUAAGAACCAGUUAAGCCUUUAACUCCCAGAUUAAAUUUGAAAUUCUCCUUACUCUCAACCAUACAAUUCUAAUUGUGUUAGUUCAGAGAAUUUAGUAUCGGAUCAACUAAUUAUACUCCAAAUUAAUAUUUUACUUUAUUUUCAUCACUUAUCUAGUCAACAUUGUAUUAAUAUUGUAAGGAGAAAUUCAGGUUAAUGAAGGUUUACCAGAUUUGUGAUGUAGUGACAGAAGAUUAAGGAUGAAAGUUUGUAAUCUUGUUGCUUGAUAUUUUACACUCGUAAUUUAAGAUUUGUCACUUUUAAACUUCUGGCAAUCUAUUACCACAUGCUGGUCUUUGUAUUAAAAUGAAAACCACUCUUUAAAUAUGUCAGACUCUAUAGUUAUAAAGAGUUAUAUGAUAUUGAAAAUAGCGAAAUUUGGAACCAGACAUUUUUGAUCAUUGACUGCUGUAAGCAAAAUGUAAGUAAUCAUUUAAACACCUUAAAGUUAAAGCAUAUUUAUGAGUAAAUGAUAUUUUGCAAGGAAAAUUUAAUCUACUGAUUUUUAUUAAAUGAGUUAUUGUGCACA
This is a messenger RNA of Pocillopora meandrina, 8545 nucleotides long. The record is from the annotation of a GenBank genome assembly. NCBI's taxonomy places the organism in Eukaryota, Metazoa, Cnidaria, Anthozoa, Scleractinia, Pocilloporidae.